GGGACGUCGACGUGGACGAGUGCUCGGAGGGCACGGACGAAUGCCACAUCGAUGCCAUCUGCCAGAACACGCCCAAGUCCUACAGAUGCCUCUGCAAGCCAGGCUUCAAGGGGGAAGGCAGGAAGUGCGAAGACAUCGACGAGUGUGAGAUCGACUCCUACAACGGGGGCUGUGUGCACGAGUGCAUCAACAUCCCGGGGAACUACAGGUGCACCUGCUUCGACGGCUUCAUGCUGGCGCACGACGGACACAACUGCCUGG
Messenger RNA from Myotis lucifugus (little brown bat), 261 nucleotides. RefSeq names its product signal peptide, CUB and EGF-like domain-containing protein 1. The annotation marks the transcript as partial. The record is from RefSeq and is a predicted model, not a curated record. The transcript is spliced from 2 exons. Gene Ontology annotation, cellular component: cell surface. Gene Ontology annotation, molecular function: calcium ion binding. Gene Ontology annotation, biological process: signal transduction. NCBI's taxonomy places the organism in Eukaryota, Metazoa, Chordata, Mammalia, Chiroptera, Vespertilionidae.